AUGAUCCUUCAACCUUCUAUCAAUCUUCUCUUGCCUCUGCUACUAAUGGCUAUCCCUUUUAUAAAAGCUGAAAGUCUAAAUCACAUUAUAAACGAGCUGAACAAACGUUUACUUAUCACCACAAACAUUUUAUAUUGCAACCAAACCAACAAACUAGAAAAAUUCGAGAACAAGUAUCUCCGGCAUAUGCCACUCAUCAACCUUAUGAUCUUCACCUCAACUGAAUCCUUUAACAUCAGCCAACUUGAGUAUAACCUAGGAGCUGAUAACAAACUCUUUCUAAUCCUGUGCGAUGAACCGCCCUAUGAUUUCUUUCGGGUCUUAGACUUGCACUUUCAGCACGCUGAAUUCGUUUUGGUAUUGGAUACUCCUUUGGAUCUGGAGAGCGACACCAAGUGGUUCGACUUCGUAAGACACCAAUGGCAGCAGGGUUACGUACAGUUUCUGUUCUAUACCUCCCACGACGAGAAACUCUAUCACAAAAUCAUAUUUCCUGAGUUGGUCAUAGAAGAGGUGUCCAUAGAGACCUAUGCAUCCUUCCGCGGAGCAUUCAGAAACUUACAUGGAUAUCCGAUUCGAGUGGCUGCCUACAACAAUGUUCCGCGGUGCAUGCUUUAUACAGAUCGAUGGGGCAAGAAGGUGAUCUCAGGGUUCUACAUGAAGUUCCUUCGGGCUUUCAUCCACUCCAGGAACGGGAGCUUUGUGCCGGUUCUCACGCCGAGCGAUUCCCCCGGAAAUUGUACGCUGAACUUGAGGAACGAAACGGUGGACGUGUGUUCAGAUGCCCUGGCUGCCAAUCCUGCGGCCUUCAGCCUGACCCACGGAUUCAGGAUAGCCUCGGCGAAUGUCCUGGUCACCCAUGCCAAGCCCCUGCACUCGUAUCGAUAUCUCACCGCUCCGUUUCAGCUGAGCGUGUGGCUCUGCUUGGCCAGCUAUGUGGUGCUGGUGGUGAGCUUCCUCAGCUUCAUCCACUGGUUCAAGUGCAGCAAGUGGGACUUCAGCAAGCACCUGCUCGAGGUGUUCAGCUCGCUGCUCUUCAGCGGCUUCUUCCUGAAGGAGAUCCGCGGCAGGGAGAGGUACAUCCUCUUCGGAGUUCUCUUCAUCGCUGGCUUCGUCUACUCCACGAUGUACUUGGGACUGCUGAAGAGUAUGCUGAUCUCCGAGGUUUUCGAGAGGCAAAUCGACUCCUUUGAGUCGCUGGUGGACAGUAAUAUCACCCUGAUGGUGGAUGCUUACGACAAGACGCUGUUCGCCAAGUACAACAUGCCGGAGAUCCUCCUCACCAUCAUGGAGGAGGUCAACUCGGAGACGCUCCUGCGGCACAGAAACCGCUUCGAUCAGGACUACGCGUACAUCCUGUUCUCGGAUCGCAUGGCCCUGUACGACUACGCCCAGCAGUUCCUGAAGCACCCGAAGCUGCUGAGGAUCCCCAUCGACUUCUCGUUCCUCUACACCGGCAUCCCGAUGCGGAAGAGAUGGUUCCUGAAGGCCCACUUGGGUCGCGCCUGGUACUGGGCCUUCGAGAGCGGACUUACGAGGAAACUGGCCCUGGACGCCGACUUCGAGGCGGUGCGCGUGGGCUACCUCAACUUCCUCGUCACGGAGCACCAGGAGGCGCAGCCCCUGGACGUGGAUUAUUUCGUCAUGCCGGCCAUCGCCCUCGGCGUCGGCUAUCUCCUGGCCCUCAUCAGCUUUGUCAUCGAGAUGACGGCCUGGCGCAUGAGCGGAUUCCUCGGAUGCAAAAUGAAGAUGGAGAAGAGUGCCGGUUGUCCAGACAGCGCUGAUGUGAUCGAUAAUGAAAUCGAAGAGGACAAAUGGAAGCACUUCUUCAAUUUUGCUUGGCAGCUUGGAUAUGUCAAAUUCAUAGUUUACUCCCUGCACAGCAGAAUUGCCUAUGAUAAACUAUUCUUUCCAACAUUAAGGAUAAGGGAAACCAGUAUCAAGGACUAUGCAAACUUUCGUGACUUUCGGAACGUGGAAGGGUUCAAGGUUCGAGUGGCGGCCUACAACAGCAUUCCCAGGAGUUUUAUUUACCAAGAUGCCAGGGGCAAAACGAUAUAUGCUGGGAACAAUACCGUGGAUCUGUGUGCAGAUGCUCUGGUUCGAACGCCUAAUGUUUUCACCAUCUCCAAGGAAGUCAGGCUCUCGUUUGCCAAUGUGAUUGUGCCUUCUGCCAAGCCAUUGAGUUCUUUUCGAUACCUUUCUGGUCCCUUCAAGCUCCAAGUUUGGGGUUUGCUCCUCAUGUACGUGAUUCUAAUCACGGGAUUUCUGUCUCUUAUACACUGGAUAAAAAGCGAAAGAUGGGGCUUCACCCAUACUUUACUCGAGGUGUUUAGCUCAAUUUUAAACCUCGGAUUUCACCUAAAGGCGAUUCAUGGAAAGGAGCGCUCAAUACUCUUUGGAAUCUUAUUCUUGUCAGGAUUUGUUUUCUCCACCAUUUACUUGGGGUUCCUGAAGAGCAUGCUCAUAUCUGAGGUCUUCGAGAAGCAAAUAGAAACCUUCGAGGAGCUGCACGAACAAAACAUUCCACUUCUAAUCGAUCACUAUGAUCGCACGCUCUUUUUGAAACUCUAUUUUCCAGAGCCUCUGUGGGCCGUCGUGCAAUCGGUUUCUUCGGAGACUUUGACCAACCGUCGAAAUAGUUUUGACACGGACUAUGCCUAUGUGAUGUUUCCAGAUCGAAUCGAUAUGUUUCACUAUGUGCAGCAGUACAUGAGACAUCCAAAGUUCCGGAGAAUUAAAAUUGACUUUUGCUUCUUGUUCGCCGGAUUCCCGAUGAGCAGGAAGUGGUUCCUCAAACACGAUCUGAGUCGGGCUUGGCUCCAUGGAUUCGAGAGUGGCUUGUUGAAUAAAAUGGUCGAGGAUGCGUACCGCGAAACCGUGUUGCAUGGAUACCUGAACUCUCAAAAAUGUACCAUGAAAAAGCCUCCUGCCACCGCUAAUCGAAUGAAGAUCUUUUGCGGACAUCCCUUGGAGCGUUUGAUGGCACUUUCGCUGGAUGCCAUUUGGCCAUGUCUUUGGGUCAGUCAGACGCUAAAAAUAAGGAGUGAGGAAGGCAGGCUAACCAAACCGUCCGUGGCACAGCCGCGAAAUGAAACGCUGUCCAAUUAA
This is a messenger RNA of Drosophila ficusphila, 3111 nucleotides long. RefSeq lists its product as uncharacterized. Lineage: Eukaryota; Metazoa; Arthropoda; Insecta; Diptera; Drosophilidae. The transcript has 4 exons. The coding region runs from base 1 to 3111 and encodes 1036 amino acids. The record is from RefSeq and is a predicted model, not a curated record.